Messenger RNA from Colletotrichum destructivum, 2541 nucleotides. RefSeq names its product Putative transglutaminase, papain-like cysteine peptidase superfamily. The record is from RefSeq and is a predicted model, not a curated record. The coding region runs from base 668 to 2077 and encodes 469 amino acids. Gene Ontology annotation, cellular component: nucleus; cytosol. The transcript has 2 exons. Gene Ontology annotation, molecular function: peptide-N4-(N-acetyl-beta-glucosaminyl)asparagine amidase activity. Lineage: Eukaryota; Fungi; Ascomycota; Sordariomycetes; Glomerellales; Glomerellaceae. Gene Ontology annotation, biological process: protein quality control for misfolded or incompletely synthesized proteins; protein deglycosylation; glycoprotein catabolic process.
CCACUCUCCAAACCCGAAUCGCACCUUCCUCUCCGCCCACUACCAACCCUUUCAACACCCCCAUCCCCUCCCAUCCCAUCCUAUCCCAUCCCUUCCUCUUCAACAUCGCAUCUCGUCCGCCCACGAUUUCGACUUUCGAUUUCUACCGACCGGCCAGCCACCCGAACCUCGUCAAAUAUAUCUCUAUUUGUGAGCGCCUUGCGAUCGCUUCGCUGAGGAAGAAGGAUUCGCCAAUGAUCGACGCUUGAAGAACUCGACCGACCGGAAGUCAAGAGACUCUGGGCCAGGACCUCGAACGCCAGCACCCCCAGCCACGACACACGAACGAACGAACGACCAAGAGAGAGGGAACACGGCGGCACCUGGACUCGGUGGACAACGCAACAACAAGAUUCCAACCAAAAUUUCCGGCUCACUCAAUACUUACCUGUCUCGAGUGGCGACCAAACACCCCACACGAACGACGUUACGAAUCUAACCAUCUUGCUGACGAUCACAUACGUUGACGCCGACACUGACGACGACGACGACGACAAUCUAACUACGCGAUCUCUACCGGGAGAGUUCCGUCGAAGACUCUCCAACCGUCUCUUUCUCCUUCGACAACCACUUCAUCCACAUCUCACCACCCACGACGCUCGUUCACGACGCCCACGACCCCGACAAAAUGGAUGGUCGCGGCUACCCGCCGGGCCAAGGCCCUCCUAACGGCGACGGCGAGUACGGCGAAGAAUGGGCUCGCGAUCUGAGGGUAAAGUUUGAGUCUCUGCUACGAGACAAGCGCAUGACGGACUUGCGAGCGUCCUCCCGCCAAAACAGCCCCCAACCUAGGGAAACUGCGAGCAGCUCCAACCUCCGCGGCCUCGCAUCACCCGGCCCCGGCCGCCCCUCAACCUCACACAGCUCAACGUCCAUGCCGCCAACACCACCCGCCUACUCCCGCCACCUUCCCAAGAUUCCCACCCCUCCCGCCGCCAACGACCGCGACUCACAAAAGUUCCGCAACCUCAUGAUCAGCCUGUCUCUCACCCCGACCAAGUACGAGAACCCUGGUCUACUGGACGAGGCUCUGCAAUGCAUACCCCUAGACAGGAUCUACGGCGAGGCCGAGGAGGAAUGUCAAGUCAUGCAGGCCGAGGCCGAGAGCAUGGGAGAUGGACGGAAAGCCACUUGGGGCUAUCAAGAUUGUGUCAUCCGGGCAUUAUUGAGAUGGUUCAAGCGAUCAUUCUUCACCUGGGUCAACAACCCCCCGUGCCCCGUCUGCCUCUCGCCUACAAUAGCCCAGGGCAUGACCCCACCGACUCCCGAUGAAAGUGCUUGCGGCGCACUUCGAGUCGAGCUCUACCGCUGCUCGGCUGGCGACUGCGGCGCUUACGAACGAUUCCCGAGGUACGGCGAUGUGUGGCGACUACUGCACACCCGUCGAGGACGUGUUGGCGAGUGGGCCAAUUGCUUCAGCAUGCUUUGCCGUGCUGUCGGAGGCAGGGUUCGCUGGAUCUGGAAUGCUGAGGACCACGUCUGGACCGAGGUCUACUCGGAACACCAGAAGCGCUGGGUCCACGUUGACGCCUGCGAAGAGGCGUGGGACAACCCUCGUCUCUACACCGAGGGUUGGGGCAAGAAGAUGUCGUACUGCAUCGCCUUCUCCAUCGACGGAGCCACCGAUGUCACGAGGCGGUAUGUCCGCAAGAGCGACUUCACCGCCGAGCGCAACAGGUGUCCAGAGGAGGUGCUGCUGUACAUCUUGAAUGAGAUUAGAGGCAUCAGGCGCAGCAACAUGAACAAGGACGAAAAGUUCCGGCUCGAGAAGGAGGAUAGCCGCGAGGACCGCGAGCUCCGUGGAUACGUCAUCAAUUCGAUUGCCCAAGCCGUCACCGACCUCGUCCCUGGCAUGCCCAGUCCGUCCGGCAGCACGCCUCCCGCGCAAGCUCCGCCUAGGCGACGGGACGAUACCAAGUUGCCUGCUGAGCAACCGGGUCGUCAGACGGGGUCGGCCGAGUAUCUCGCCGCUCAAGCCAACGCGAGGCAUCACCAGUUCCCUCCGCACGACCCGAGCCGUCGUCGCGACCUGCCUUGAGGUGAGAGCGAUGUUAUUGCAAUCACUCUUCAGAACCGACCCGGCGGCCGAUGCCCCCUUUCCCUCCCGUCGACUUAGGGCCAUUUCUUCCAUGGCCUGGCAGAAUAUCCACUACUUUUUUCAAGAUACCCAGUGGAUGUCAGGACCACUAACCUCCGGCCCCGAGGUCGCCGCCGUCCACUCGCCAAAGUGCCAACGGCCUUUUGCACGACUGUGCAGUAACCCAACCGAGGCAAUGAUAAUAUUUUCUAUGUCUAAUCUACCAACACUCGAUACAUCGAACAAAAAAAACCAAGCAUCAUAGACCGGCGCUCCUCCCGUCCCCUACCAAUCCACCCAAUCAUCCUUCCGCCGAACCUACAAUGUCACCUUCAACCUCUUGAUACCCCUUGGGUCACUUGGGUUCGGAGUACGAACUGUAUCUACCACCACGUCAUUUAUUAUCUCUUCCAUUUCAUUUGUUC